Messenger RNA from Penicillium soppii, 531 nucleotides. Its product is annotated as Zinc finger C2H2. NCBI's taxonomy places the organism in Eukaryota, Fungi, Ascomycota, Eurotiomycetes, Eurotiales, Aspergillaceae. The coding region runs from base 1 to 531 and encodes 176 amino acids. The record is from RefSeq and is a predicted model, not a curated record. The transcript has 5 exons.
AUGGCAAAGUUGAGUUUGAUGCCCUUAGACUCUACGCCGGAAGAAAAACACAAAAUCCAACUUAAACAAAAGAGGGUCUAUAAUAAGAAACGGAGCCUCUAUAAUAAAGAGCUUCGAAAGGAGAAAGAGUCUCUCUAUAGCGAGACAGACACGAUUUUAUACCGCGAUAGCCUUAGCCCUCUAGGCCAGGUCUGUCUCUAUAGAAGGUCUAUCGAAGAGAUCACCGAAAAUGGUUAUAUCUCUACCCUUACUACUGAAGGAAUAACAAGUCCACCCACGGAUUUACGCAAAUGUGCUUUGAAUGCGACGUAUAGGUUACCAAUGAAUCAGAAUAGGAGAGUUAUUGCCAGGAGCAUCUUAUACUCCCAUAUUAAGAAUCAUUUAAAAGGACUCAAAUUUGAUUUCGACUGCAAGCAUCCAGCCUGCUCCACAAGCUUUAGAAGCCUGGAGGAGCUUACCUACCAUCUCGUUGACACACAUUGUUGGCGCCCUAGGCGGCAAUCGCCUAAGAAACGAAAGAGGACGGAGUAA